CCGUCGCAUGCAACUCGCAAAUGCAGCUCUCAACUACUAGCCAAUGGCUUGCGCCGCAGCGACUGAAACUUGCGUUUAAUUGUGCCCAGAUUUCAGAGUGUAUGCGGCUCUUGGGAGUGCUGACGGUAACUUCCAAUACGUCAUCCAACUUGCCGUUUUGGGGAUAUGUCUUAGUCUCCAACAACCGGGAAUUUACCCCCUCGCGGUUGUGCGCAAUAGCCGCAAAGUGCAAAAUCUGGGGUCAAUCUACAUGAGGAACUCGGCGUUUGGUGCCCGGCACAUGUCAUCUGUCAAGAUGUCAACGUUUUCUCGAGUUUAAAAGGGUCCAGUGCUCCACUUCGUGGCUAGUCUACCAUGGGGUGGCAGGUAUGCCGUCAUUGAGUUCCAGUCGUUACCAGCGUAUUUUUUUAGGGCUCACUAUAUUUUUGGGGUUCGUCUUCUUGCUUGUGAGCAUUGGAAAGAUUGUUAGUCCAAGUGUCUUCGCUGGAGAUGGAUCAUCCGACGGAACAACCAACCAGACGCUAGGUUUCGAAAAGAUAUUCGUGGUGAACGCACCAUGGCGGACAGAUCGGAAGGAUGCGAUGUCUUUGGCUGCCGCGCACAGCAAGAUCCAAUUCGAAUGGGUCGAUGGGGUACUAGGAGAGACAAUUCAGGAGAAAGCGUAUCCGCCCGGUCAUCAUCGAACAUUGAGCUCUGGUAGUUUGGGGAGUUGGCGAGCACAUAUGGAUGCGAUGCGAGAAAUUGUCGUUCGCAAUCUCACGACGGCAUUGAUUCUUGAGGACGAUGCCGAUUGGGAUAUUCGCAUCCGCGCACAGCUCCUCUCAUUCCACUGUGCCGCGCGAAAGCUCUCUCUACUCACGCAUGAGGAAUCCAACCAGCAAAACCCUCCUGCUUUCGAAAAUAACUCUCAAAACCCAAUCGAGCUCGCAAAACGCUCAACGGUCCCCAUCACGUCCACAGAUAACCACAACGCACCAAAAGAGCCGUAUAGUCGUGAUUGGGAUGUCCUCUGGCUUGGACACUGCGGCACCGACCUACCGUCACCUUCUCCGGUCACCCCGAAUCGCGUCAUGAUUCUCAACGAUUUCACGGUGCCCUCUCCCAAACACCUCCGCCUCCGCGAAUCCUCGCCACCCGAUAUCAUCGCAACGCUCUAUCCACCCUACACACGCGUGUAUCACCGCGCAUCUAACAACACGCACUGCACGCUUGCCUACGCCGUCACCCAGCGCGGAGCUCGCAAGAUCUUGUUCGAGCUUGGAGUUCGGGACCUGUCGAAGGGUUUCGAUUUCGCGCUUUCGGAUUACUGUGCUGGAAUGGUGGAGGGCAAUGGGAAUGGCUUGGACAGGAAGUUGGAAUGUGUGACUGUACAGCCACCACUAUUUAGUCAUUACUGGGAUGAGAGGGGUAGAAGUGACAUCAUGGGGUUGGGAGUGGGCGGACGGCCCGAGGUGGGUAGUCGGUAUGUGAUUAGAAGCGUGAGGGCUAACCUAGAGGGGCUUGCUGAGGGGAGUGAGACGUUGUUCGAACAAUGGGGUGAUUGAUCUGAGGCUACAAAUUGAAAGUCCAGGCACAGCACUUUCACGCCAGGACAGGAAAUUCGGGCGCCGAUCUUGCAGGUCGCGCUAUCUACUUGUAGGCGUCGUCCCCCAUCCGACUUUCCCGUGCUGGCCCCGUAUGGGAGCAAACAGCUCAUCUAUCUUUAACUUCUCGGCAAUCGUUGCCUGCUCAUAUAGCGCAUCUAUCAAGACCUC
Paraphaeosphaeria sporulosa is the source of this 1754-nucleotide messenger RNA. RefSeq lists its product as uncharacterized. Lineage: Eukaryota; Fungi; Ascomycota; Dothideomycetes; Pleosporales; Didymosphaeriaceae. Bases 369 to 1544 code for a protein of 391 amino acids. The record is from RefSeq and is a predicted model, not a curated record. The transcript has 3 exons.